AUAUAUAUAUAUAUAUAUUUCUCUUUAUAAAAAAACCUACCGAACUUCCGCAAUCCUUUGAUUGAAUUUCACUCCACAGAAAAAGAAAAGAGAAGACAGUGAUGGCGGUCGUUGAGUUCUUUGUUCUCGGGUGCACGGGAAUCGUGAUGUUCCUUCAUGGCGCCAAUUUCAUGUUUCAUGCUCUUGCUCAUCAAAUCUCCAUUCGAUCGCUCAGUUUCUUGGGAUGUGUUUGGUAACGUGCAAAUGUAGAGAUGAGUUUAUCAGAGGUUGGAAUUCAAUUUCAAGGGAAUGGAAUUGUGAAUAUUUUUGUAUAAUUUGUAGACAAUAAAUAAAUAAAUGAAGAGUUUGGAAUGAAUUAUUGAUGGUUGUUACAAAAAGUAUUCUCCUAAGCUAUUUGACUAUAAAUUAUCCAAUGUUUUCUCAUUUUAAAUUAUCUCAAAAAAUAUAAUAUAGUAUAUUUGAGGUAAAAUGCAUAAAAGUAUAACCUAACCUUUUCUUUUUUGUAGAGAACUUUAAAAACAGAACUUUUAAUCCAAUUCUUUUUUGAGCAAAUUACACGAAUGAUCCCUAUGGUUUAGGGUAAUUUGCGCAUUUGGUCCCUAAUUUAUUUUUUUAACUCGGAAGGUCCCUAUUGUUUGUUUUUGUUACACGUUUGGUCCCUGUCAUACAUAAAAAGACUAUUUUGCCCUUGAUUUUUUAAUUUUUUUUAAAUAAACACACCCCCAACCUCAUCCCUUUCACCUUACCUUACCUACACCAUCAUUUUUUCCUAUUUAAAUAAUAGUCAUUUUAGGUAAGACAGGGACCAAGCGUGUAACAAAAACAAAUAGUAGGGACCAAGCGCGUAACAAAAACAAAUAGUAGGGACCAAGCGCGUAACAAAAACAAAUAGUAGGGACCUUACAAGUUAAAAAAAUAAGUCAGUGACCAAACGCAUAAAUUACCCCAAACCAUAAGGACCAUUCGUGUAAUUUACUCUUCUUUUUUUUUGGAGCGAUCUAAUUUACAUUAAAAAAAAAAAAAACUAAAAGAAGCUAGCACUACAAGUCACAUAGAUGAUAGAACAAAUAACUAAUGUGUUAGGAAGCCAACCAACACAAUUCAUACUUUGAUUCUUAUGUUUAUUACUAACCCAUAAAAAAUAAAUUUGGUUGUAAAAUGUAAACACCACCUUAAUCUUAAAAGAUAAAGUUGGUUUUACAGCAACUUACAUAAUAGGUGUGUUACAUUUGUACGAACUUUUUUAUUAAAUCAAAAGAUAGAAAAAUGAAGGCAUUCACAAUAACUAAAGGAUCCCAUUUGAAUUUACUUUCAAAGUUAGAGGGGUUAAAGUGUAUAUGUAUGUAUAUGGGACUUUUGUUUUUCUUUUCCCCUCGACACAACACAUUGUGAUUUUAACGUUUAUUAUAUGGGAUCCGAAUCCGACCCAUGUAUCUUCGGCGAUUAUUUUCCCUCCACAAUCCUCUUCAACCACAAAUUCAACUCUACAAAUCGAUCUUCUCCGCUAGACGCAUCCAAGCUCUGGCCAUAAUCACCGAUAAUCCACAAACUACAACUACCUUAAAUGUCACCCACGAUGCUGAAUGGACACCCACCCCGAUUUCCUACUCUAAACUCUUAUCUCAAUGCUGUCAAACCAAGUCGCUCAAUCCAGGUCUACAAAUCCAUACCCACCUGAUCAAAAUCGGAUUGGAGAAUGAUCCAAAACACAGGAAUCAUUUAAUCAAUUUGUAUUCAAAGUGUCGGGUUUUCAGGAGUGCACGCAAGUUGCUCGACGAAAGUCCUGAACCAGAUUUAGUUGCUUGGUCUGCUUUGAUAUCAGGGUAUACCCAAAAUGGUCUCAGUCAAGAUGCUCUUUUGGCUUUUACAGAGAUGCACUCGUUGGGUAUUAGGUGUAACGAGUUUACAUUCCCUAGUGUCCUCAAAGCUUGCUCAAUGAAGAAGGAUAUCAUUGGAGGGAAACAGAUACAUGGAAUUGUGGUGGUGACUGGUUUUGAAAAUGAUGUUUUUGUUGCCAACGCAUUGGUUGGUUUAUACGCAAAAUGUGGUGAUUUUUUGGACUCAAGGAAGCUUUUUGAUCAGAUUCCAGACAGGAACAUAGUUUCUUGGAAUGCAUUGUUUUCUUGUUACUCAAAUGGUCAUUUCUUUAAAGAAGCAAUUGAUUUAUUUCAAGAUAUGAUUAUUACUGGAUUAAUCCCAGAUGAGUAUAGUUUAUCAACUAUAAUCAAUGCGUGCACAGGUUUACAAGAUAUAACCCAAGGGAGGAAAAUUCAUGGGUAUUUAAUCAAACAUGGGUACACUUCUGAUCCCUUUUCUUGUAAUGCACUUGCUGAUAUGUACUCAAAAGUUGGUGACUUUGAAGAUGCUAAAACAGUCUUUGACCACAUUCCUAACCCUGAUAUAGUCUCAUGGAAUGCAAUCAUUGCUGGAUGUGUUCUUCAUGAAUACUUCAAUCUGGGUUUGGAGUUAUUUUUGAAGAUGAAAAGGUCAGGAAUCACACCAAAUAUGUUUACCUUUUCUAGUGUUCUUAAAGCUUGUUCUGGAUUAGGUCUCCAAGAUUUAGGCAAACAAUUCCAUUCCAUUCUUAUAAAGUCAGAAAUAGAAUUGGAUCCAUAUCUUUGUUCUGGGCUUAUCGAUAUAUAUUCAAAAUGUGGUGAAAUGGAUGAUGCCCAAAGGGUAUAUGAUAUGAUGCCACAAAAAGAGUUGAUUGCAUUAAACACUUUGUUAUCUGGACACUCACAAAAUGGAAAUGACAUUGAAGCUCUAUCUAUUUUUUCUAAAGAUAGGGAUAGAAUCGGAUUUAAUGAAGCUACUUUACUUCCAAUCCUCAAUUCUUCUGCUAGUUUGCAAGAUGUAUAUGUUAGUGAACAGAUCCAUGGGCUUUCUUUAAAAACCGGAUUCCAAUCCGACCCUUUUGUCAUAAACAGUCUUAUCGAUUCUUAUUCAAAAUGUGGUUAUGUGGAGAGGGCAAAGAUGGUAUUUGAUGAAUCGGAUAUCGCUGACUUGGCGACUUUUACGUCUAUGAUAUCUGCUUAUGCUCAAUCGGGACAAGGUGAAGAAGCUAUAAAACUUUACUUAAAAAUGCAAGAUUUGGAACUUAAGCCCGAUUCUUACAUUUGUAGCUCUCUUUUAAAUGCUUCGGCUAUUUUAUCUGCUUAUGAACAAGGUAAACAAAUCCAUGUUCAUACCUUAAAAUCCGGUCUUUUAUCCGAUGUUCAUACCUCGAAUUCUCUUGUAAACAUGUAUGCUAGAUGUGGAAGUAUAGAUGAUGCUAGUCGUGCUUUUUUUGAAGUUCCCGAAAAGGGUAUCGUCUCAUGGUCCGCUAUGAUUGGUGGACUUGCCCAACAUGGAUACGGGAAAGAAGCACUUUCGCUUUUUGACAAAAUGUUAAAAGACGGAAUUGCCCCCAACAACGUGACUCUAGCUAGCGUCCUAUCGGCUUGUAACCACGCAGGGUUGGUAACCCAAGCGAAAACAUACUUCGAAACAAUGGAGGGCGUUUUCGGAAUUAAGCCAACGCAAGAACAUUACGCUUGCAUGAUUGAUAUUCUUGGGCGUUCGGGAAAGUUAGAUGAGGCGAUGGAUUUGUUAAGUCGGAUGCCAUUUGAGGCUAAUGCUUCGGUUUGGGGGGCGGUUCUUGGUGCUGCAAGAACUCAUAAAAAUGUUGACCUUGGUCAACGGGCUGCCCGAGAGCUUCUUGUUCUUGAACCGGAAAAAUCGGGCACCCGUUCUCUUCUUGCGAAUAUAUACGCAUCGGUUGGUUUAUGGGAAGAGGUUGCGGAUACAAGGAGGUUGAUGAAAGAUAGUAAGGUCAAGAAAGAGCCCGGGAUGAGUUGGAUUGAAGUUAAAGAUAGGGUAUACACAUUCAUAGUAGGGGAUAGAAGUCAUUUUAUGAGUGAAGAAAUAUUUAAAAAACUUUGGGAGUUGAUGGAUUUGAUUCGUGAAGAAGGGUAUGUUCCGGUUUUGGAAAACGAUCUUCAUAAUGUUACAAGAAGUGAAAAGGAGGUGCUUUUGUUGUACCAUAGUGAGAAACUUGCGGUUGCUUUUGGGCUCAUUGCUACUCCUCCGAGAGCUCCGAUUAGGGUUAAAAAGAAUCUUAGGGUUUGCAUAGAUUGUCAUACUUUUUUGAAAUUUGUUAGUAAAGUUGUCACGAGAGAGAUUAUUGUUAGAGACAUCAACCGAUUUCACCAUUUCCGAGACGGAAAUUGUAGUUGCGGAGAUUAUUGGUGAAACUCUGAUGUCGAUGGAUACCUGAUUUCUAUCUCAUUAAGGGUUGUUGGAAGAAUAAUUUUUUUAUGCAGAACUCCCGAUAUAACAUUUUAAUUCCAUUUAUUUAUAUUACCAAUACAGUUAUUUCCAUUUU
This is a messenger RNA of Lactuca sativa (garden lettuce), 4363 nucleotides long. The record is from RefSeq and is a predicted model, not a curated record. NCBI's taxonomy places the organism in Eukaryota, Viridiplantae, Streptophyta, Magnoliopsida, Asterales, Asteraceae.